Molecule: messenger RNA, 990 nt
Organism: Chilo suppressalis (striped riceborer)
Lineage: Eukaryota; Metazoa; Arthropoda; Insecta; Lepidoptera; Crambidae
Source: the annotation of a GenBank genome assembly
CAACCGCACUCGAUGAAAUCCCGCCAAAGACUCCUCCGUUUAAUGAACGGAGAGAACAGAACCAAAAAAAGGAGGAAUUGUCACUCAUCACGUCAAGUCAAUCAAUCGAAAUGAACACACCAUUUUUUAUUUAAUUUAAUCACUAAUAUGGCCAUAAGUUUUUAAUUCUCACACAAAAGUAGUUAUGUAGGUAUCACAAACUCUUAUUUUUAAUGUAUGUGGAAGAAGAAGAGUUAGAAAUUCUCGUCUGAUUGACGUCAGCUUCCCAGAAAUGGGUUGUGUGUGCUGUUCUUUGAGUUCGUUUGUUUCUAUCGUAUUACAUGCCUUGGAAAGAAUAUCACUAUGCACAGUCUGUGCUAUGUUGACAUGUUGUCUGAUGUUUACCAUCCUAACAGUGACGAUGCUGGGAAUUGGGAUCGGGUACCAUUACUGCACAGUCUCGCAUUCUGUGGAAGCAAUGGCUGCUGCAGCGAAGGCAGCCGGGGCUUUGCGUUCCGGUCGCCCAGAGAAUUCGCACGUGAUGCGUUCCAUCGACAAGGCUGUGAAGCGAGGUGUGGCGCACCGACUCGCACGUCGUGACGUGCCCUCCCCGCCGAUCUCCAACAAUAACACACUCAAUGAAAUGCUGAACCGUCACGACUCCAUCCUAAAGAAGCCCAUAUACCAAAGUUUCAGUGCUGCCAAUAUCACAAACUUGACGAAAACUUUUAUCUGAUAGUACCUAAAGUCAGGGUUGUUGAGUUAUAUACUUUGAGGCGCCAGUUUUGUCGCGAGUCAUUAUCGCUUUUGUGAGCACUGAACAAAUGACGCAAAAGCUAAAUAUUUGAUAUGGGUAAGUCACAAUUAAAUCGGGCAUUCUGAAAAAGUGUUUGUUUCGGCAUAUUCUGUAUAAUAUGCGGUUUGUGUUCAUAUUCUUUGGAUGACCCUCGGAAAUUCACAGAACUUUUGAAUGCAAUAAAUAUAAAAUUUAUAAAGAAAAAUAUUUUAUUU